UCAGCAGACACAGAGAGAGAGAGAGAGCAGGGAGCCGAGAACCAGGAGCUUGGAGAAGAGACGAUCAUGUUGGAUCAGGUCAGAAGCUCUCCGGGUUUGAAAACGACCCAUUUGAGGAUGUUACGGCUGACAGCUGGUGUGCUCUUGCUGAGUCUGGUGGCUGGUUCAAAGUGUCCUGAUGAGCAGUGCUGUGGGGACAAGCAGACGUGUUGCCAGAUUCACUCUGGAGAAUUCAACUGCUGUCCCUUACAUCAGGGUGAGUGUUGUGAAGACCACUUGCACUGCUGCCCCAAAGGCAUGUUGUGUGAGGUGAAAGAAUCCAGAUGCACAAACACUACACACUCGCUCCCAUGGGCUGAGAGAUUUCCUUCAGAACACAGUGGCCUUGUAAAAUCAUUCAGAAUGGUCAGCUCCUCUGCUGCAAAUAAUAUGUAUGACACCAUCUGCCCGGAUAAUUCAUUCUGCCCAUCAGAGUUUUCCUGCUUGAAAGUGUCCAGCAUGUAUGGCUGCUGUCCUGUAGCGCAGGGCAUCGUGUGUUCAGAUGGGAAACACUGUUGUCUGAGUGGCCAAGAGUGCACCGCCAACAGCACUUCCUGUGUCAAAAAGACAGUUUCUGAUGUUCCCUGUGACGACACCAAGUCUUGUCCUGAUGGAUCCACGUGCUGUAAGGAUGAACAGGGAGAAUGGAGCUGCUGUCCUCUGCCUCAGGCGGUGUGUUGUGAGGACUUUAUUCACUGCUGUCCUCAUGGGAAAAAGUGUAACCUUGCUGCUCAGUCAUGUGAUGACCCAUCAGGAUCAGUGCCCUGGCUGAAGAAGGAACCAAGCCGACCACUCAGUGGACAGAAGGUUCCAAAAACCGAGGUUUCUGAUGUUCCCUGUGACGACACAAAGUCUUGUCCUGAUGGAUCCACAUGCUGUAAGGAUGAAGAGGGAGAAUGGAGCUGCUGCCCUCUGCCUCAGGCGGUUUGUUGUGAGGACUUUAUUCACUGCUGUCCUCAUGGAAAAAAGUGUAACCUCGCUGCUCAGUCAUGUGACGACCCGUCAGGAUCAGUGCCCUGGCUGAAGAAGGAACCAAGCCGACCACUCGGUGGACAGAAGGUUCCAAAAACCGAGGGUACAUCAUCAAAUAUCAGUAACAUUUCUUUGUUGAACUGCAGGAAAGAAGCAUCUGUGUUUUUAACAAAUGAAAAGAAAAUCAUCUUGCUGUGUUCAGUUUCUGAUGUUCCCUGUGACGACACCAAGUCUUGUCCUGAUGGAUCCACGUGCUGUAAGGAUGAACAGGGAGGAUGGGGCUGCUGCCCUCUGCCUCAGGCAGUGUGCUGUGAGGACUUUAUCCAUUGCUGUCCUCAUGGGAAAAAGUGUAACCUCACUGCUCAGUCAUGUGAUGACCCGUCAGGUUCAGUACCCUGGCUGAAGAAGGAACCAAGCCGACCACUCGGUGGACAGAAAGUUCCAAAAACCAAGGUUUCUGAUGUUCCCUGUGAUGACACCAAGUCUUGUCCUGAUGGAUGCACGUGCUGUAAGGAUGAACAGGGAGGAUGGAGCUGCUGCCCUCUGCCUCAGGCGGUGUGUUGUGAGGACUUUAUUCACUGCUGUCCUCAUGGGAAAAAGUGUAACCUUGCUGCUCAGUCAUGUGAUGACCCGUCAGGAUCAGUGCCCUGGCUGAAGAAGGAACCAAGCCGACCACUCGGUGGACAGAAGGUUCCAAAAACCGAGGUUUCUGAUGUUCCCUGUGAUGACACCAAGUCUUGUCCUGAUGGAUCCACGUGCUGUAAGGAUGAACAGGGAGGAUGGGGCUGCUGCCCUCUGCCUCAGGCAGUGUGCUGUGAGGACUUUAUCCAUUGCUGUCCUCAUGGGAAAAAGUGUAACCUCACUGCUCAGUCAUGUGAUGACCCAUCAGUUUCAGUACCCUGGCUGAAGAAGGAACCAAGCCGACCACUCGGUGGACAGAAGGUUCCAAAAACCAAGGUUUCUGAUGUUCCCUGUGACGACACCAAGUCUUGUCCUGAUGGAUGCACAUGCUGUAAGGAUGAACAGGGAGGAUGGAGCUGCUGCCCUCUGCCUCAGGCGGUGUGUUGUGAGGACUUUAUUCACUGCUGUCCUCAUGGGAAAAAGUGUAACCUUGCUGCUCAGUCAUGUGAUGACCCGUCAGGAUCAGUGCCCUGGCUGAAGAAGGAACCAAGCCGACCAAUCAGUGGACAGAAGGUUCCAAAAACUGAGGUUUCUGAUGUUCCCUGUGACGACACCAAGUCUUGUCCUGAUGGAUCCACGUGCUGUAAGGAUGAACAGGGAGGAUGGGGCUGCUGCCCUCUGUCUCAGGCGGUUUGUUGUGAGGACUUUAUUCACUGCUGUCCUCAUGGGAAAAAGUGUAACCUCGCUGCUCAGUCAUGUGACGACCCGUCAGGAUCAGUACCCUGGCUGAAGAAGGAACCAAGCCGACCACUCAGUGGACAGAAGGUUCCAAAAACCGAGGUUUCUGAUGUUCCCUGUGAUGACACCAAGUCUUGUCCUGAUGGAUCCACGUGCUGUAAGGAUGAACAGGGAGGAUGGGGCUGCUGCCCUCUGCCUCAGGCGGUGUGCUGUGAGGACUUUAUCCAUUGCUGUCCUCAUGGGAAAAAGUGUAACCUCGCUGCUCAAUCAUGUGAUGACCCGUCAGGUUCAGUACCCUGGCUGAAGAAGGAACCAAGCCGACCAAUCAGUGGACAGAAGGUUCCAAAAACUGAGGUUUCUGAUGUUCCCUGUGACGACACCAAGUCUUGUCCUGAUGGAUCCACGUGCUGUAAGGAUGAACAGGGAGGAUGGGGCUGCUGCCCUCUGCCUCAGGCGGUUUGUUGUGAGGACUUUAUUCACUGCUGUCCUCAUGGAAAAAAGUGUAACCUCGCUGCUCAGUCAUGUGACGACCCAUCAGGAUCAGUGCCCUGGCUGAAGAAGGAACCAAGCCGACCACUCAGUGGACAGAAGGUUCCAAAAACCAAGGUUUCUGAUGUUCCCUGUGAUGACACCAAGUCUUGUCCUGAUGGAUCCACGUGCUGUAAGGAUGAACAGGGAGGAUGGGGCUGCUGCCCUCUGCCUCAGGCGGUGUGCUGUGAGGACUUUAUCCAUUGCUGUCCUCAUGGGAAAAAGUGUAACCUUGCUGCUCAGUCAUGUGAUGACCCGUCAGGUUCAGUACCCUGGCUGAAGAAGGAACCAAGCCGACCAAUCAGUGGACAGAAGGUUCCAAAAACCGAUGUUUCUGAUGUUCCCUGUGACGACACCAAGUCUUGUCCUGAUGGAUCCACGUGCUGUAAGAAUGAACAGGGAGGAUGGGGCUGCUGCCCUCUGUCUCAGGCGGUGUGCUGUGAGGACUUUAUCCAUUGCUGUCCUCAUGGGAAAAAGUGUAACCUCGCUGCUCAGUCAUGUGAUGACCCGUCAGGUUCAGUACCCUGGCUGAAGAAGGAACCAAGCCGACCAAUCAGUGGACAGAAGGUUCCAAAAACCGAGGUUUCUGAUGUUCCCUGUGAUGACACCAAGUCUUGUCCUGAUGGAUCCACGUGCUGUAAGGAUGAACAGGGAGGAUGGGGCUGCUGCCCUCUGUCUCAGGCGGUGUGUUGUGAGGACUUUAUUCACUGCUGUCCUCAUGGGAAAAAGUGUAACCUCACUGCUCAGUCAUGUGACGACCCGUCAGGAUCGGUGCCCUGGCUGAAGAAGGAACCAAGCCGACCACUCAGUGGACAGAAGGUUCCAAAAACCGAGGUUUCUGAUGUUCCCUGUGAUGACACCAAGUCUUGUCCUGAUGGAUCCACGUGCUGUAAGGAUGAACAGGGAGGAUGGAGCUGCUGCCCUCUGCCUCAGGCGGUGUGCUGUGAGGACUUUAUCCAUUGCUGUCCUCAUGGGAAAAAGUGUAACCUCGCUGCUCAGUCAUGUGAUGACCCGUCAGGUUCAGUACCCUGGCUGAAGAAGGAACCAAGCCGACCAAUCAGUGUACAGAAGGUUCCAAAAACCGAGGUUUCUGAUGUUCCCUGUGAUGACACCAAGUCUUGUCCUGAUGGAUCCACGUGCUGUAAGGAUGAACAGGGAGGAUGGGGCUGCUGCCCUCUGCCUCAGGCAGUGUGUUGUGAGGACUUUAUCCACUGCUGUCCACAUGGUAAAAAGUGUAACCUUGCUGCUCAGUCAUGUGAUGACCCGUCAGGUUCAGUACCCUGGCUGAAGAAGGAACCAAGCCAGCCAAUCGGUGGACAGAAGGUUCCAAAAACCGAGGUUUCUGAUGUUCUCUGUGACGACACCAAGUCUUGUCCUGAUGGAUCCACGUGCUGUAAGGAUGAACAGGGAGGAUGGAGCUGCUGCCCUCUGUCUCAGGCGGUGUGUUGUGAGGACUUUAUUCACUGCUGCCCUCAUGGGACAAAGUGUAACCUCACUGCUCAGUCAUGUGAUGACCUGUCAGGAUCAGUGCCCUGGCUGAAGAAGGAACCAAGCCGACCAACUGCACCUACAGCCCAAAAUACAUCAGUAAAUAGGAUUGAAGUGAAGUGUGACCAUUACACGUCCUGUCCUGAGUACACCACCUGCUGCUUCAUGCAUAAGAACCAAAAAUGGGGUUGCUGUCCUCUGGACCAGGCUACGUGCUGUGCAGACGGAGAGAACUGCUGUCCAAAAGGAUACUUCUGCCGUGACCAGUGGUGUGAGAAAAGCUCCUGGAUAAAUUCCAACUCUGUGUCUUUAGCCUCCGUCAGGGAUACGAUAAUGUCUCAGAUCCACACCAUCAACUGCGGAGGAGGGAUCAGCUGCAGCGACCUAGAAACCUGCUGCAGGACAUCAGUAACCGCCUGGGCCUGCUGCCCAUUUCCAAAGGCUGUGUGUUGCAGUGAUAUGCAGCAUUGCUGUCCCAUGGGAUACACCUGUGCCCAGUCCGGCUACUGCACUCGAGCGAUGGGCUUCAGCUGGGACAUGUUCUUCUCCAAGAAGAAACGAGCUCUCACCACAGCAUAAACACACACACACACACACACACACACACACACACACACACACACACACAGAGCUUGUCCUACUGAGCGACAUCACCAUCCAAACCAGAAUAAAGAUCACACACACAUUACACUAAUCAGUGUGUGUUUUAUAUCUUUUGGUGAUAAAUGUUUAUUUAAUUUUGAAUGGAAAAUGAAGGGAUGAUAAUCAGAAGGGCUGAGUGUCAAUUAACUAAUCAAUCAUCAAACCUUGCAUUCCAGUGCUGAUUUUACACCUCUCUACACUUCCUCUGUCCACUUCCAAGUUAACUAUCAGCAUGUGGCCACUUGCAACACAAGGUGACGACUAUAACUGACAUUUUUUCCAGAAUCUCUGACAGUAGCUGAAGUGAUGUCCUCAAAACUUUGUAUAUAAAUUUCCUUUAAACCAUGUAACGAGUCAAACUUUUCCUGCUGAUUAGCUUGCUAAUACUUUAGCCUGCCAACUAGACAGAAGAAACAAAGCAGUUAAAAAUGUAGUAGAUGAUUUUCUGAGACACCAAGUGAGAUCAGGAUGUUCUCAGAGCAUUAUGACUGUGUGUGAUAAAAUACUGAAGAUGAGAAGAUAACAAAUCUUCCAGUUGUGUACAUGCUUAUUAGCUAGCAUGCUUACUGUAGCACUUGCUAAUGAGCUAGCAGAAUAUUAUUUGUUAUUUACAGUAAUAAUUAGCUGACCAGACAUUAAAAUGUUUAAUAAUUCUUCCUUUACUGUUGCAGACAGUGUAAACAUACAGGCUAAAUAUGACACUUGGUAGGCUAACACCAGUGAUAUCAUGCACUGAAGUUUACAAAGAGCAUAUUAGUAUCCUCAGUCGCUUGUAGUUUUUAAUAUAUUUGUUUGUAUUGCAGCACAGUGGUGCCUUUCUGUGCGGAGUUUGCAUGUUCUCCCCAUGUCCGCGUGGGUUUCCUCCGGGUGCUCCGGUUUCCCCCACAGUCCAAAGACAUGCAGGUUAGGUUAACUGGUGACUCUAAAUUGACCGUAAAUGUGAAUGGUUAUCUGUCUGUGUCAGCCCUGCGAUGAUCUGGUGACUUGUCCAGGGUGUACCCUGCCUCUCACCCAUAGUCAGCUGGGAUAGGAUCCAGCUUGCCUGCGACCCUGUAGAAUAGGAUAAGUGGAUAAGAUGUAUUGCAGCUCUGGAACUAGUCAUGGACAAAAAUAGGAAUGAAAUCUCAUUUUUAGAGGGAAGAUAUCAGAUUUUUGGUCAGCUUGGUGACUUAGCAUACAUCCUGUAACUAGCUAUGUCAUGUGAAACAAUAUAAAAGCUAAUCUAGAGUGUGUCUAACUAGAAAGUUAGCCAGUACUAGCUAACUGGUUGUGUAUGUAUCGUAAAGUAAUAUUCAUCAGCCCCAGUGUUUAACUGUUUGAAUUUAUUGUUCCCGUCUUCUUUAAUGCUAGUUUUCUUUAAAAACAAAAAAACAACCCCCCCAAAAAAAAAACAACAAACCACUUUACAUUGCAGUGAAUUCUGCCUGAGUGUCUCUUCUGAAGUCUGUUAUCGAACAAACGUCACUUGAGCUGAUAAAAUAAAGUGACCUUAAGAUACGACAGGGAUCCAUUAAGAGGAGGGCGUGGUGCAGGGAAGGUAGAAGUCGCCGAGGGAAAAUCAGUCCUGGAACAGCACAAGCUUUGUUUAGAAAUCACUUUUAAAAAAUUAAACAAAUUUCUGUGUAAUGAAGAGAUUUUCAUUUAGCCUGAGAACAUGGACUUGGUCAAACUGUUUUGAAUAGCAAAGACACUCAGUAGCAAAUACGUCAAAUAUGUCUUCUCUGAUUCUUUGGUUGUAAGAACUGCGUUUCUUCAUUCUUUAAACAUCUGCAAUUUAUUUUAAAGACAUUACAUCACUGUGUUCGAACAUCAAGACGACUUUUAUCAUUUUACCCUUUUUAUGUUGUGUGAACUAUGAUGAAUGGUCCAAAACUUCUGAGUUGUGUAUGAGAACUUUGUGUUUUAUGAAGUUGAAUAAAAGUGAAUUCCUUGAAGCACA
Molecule: messenger RNA, 6967 nt
Organism: Neoarius graeffei (lesser salmon catfish)
Lineage: Eukaryota; Metazoa; Chordata; Actinopteri; Siluriformes; Ariidae
Gene: grna
Product: granulin a
Exons: 38
Coding region: 67-4965 (1632 amino acids)
Cellular component (GO): extracellular region
Source: RefSeq, a predicted model, not a curated record